This is a messenger RNA of Coregonus clupeaformis (lake whitefish), 2182 nucleotides long. RefSeq lists its product as uncharacterized. The record is from RefSeq and is a predicted model, not a curated record. Gene Ontology annotation, biological process: cell surface receptor signaling pathway. The transcript is spliced from 7 exons. Gene Ontology annotation, molecular function: transmembrane signaling receptor activity. The coding region runs from base 61 to 1887 and encodes 608 amino acids. NCBI's taxonomy places the organism in Eukaryota, Metazoa, Chordata, Actinopteri, Salmoniformes, Salmonidae.
UUGUUAGUCACCCAGUAAUUUCUCUGAUGUGCAGAUCUUGAGUAGGCAUACUGAACAGAGAUGGGUAUGACAUACAUUUUCCUGAUAUUGACAGUGUUUUAUGUUGUGGUCAAGAGUCAACUCAAACCAGAGGUUUCCAUGGCCCCCACAUUCAAGCUAGUCUACAAUGGGGAUACAAUUAAUCUGACUUGUAACCACAGCACAGGUAAGGUAAAAUGGUUAAUCAACGAUGAGGUACAAGAGCAAGACAACAAGAUAUGGAGCAUAGGUCCUGUCUCUGCUAAGGACUCCGGCAAUUAUCAGUGUGAGAACAAUGGGCAGAAGAGUGACAACUUCGAAAUCUCAGUUCUAGAGUACUUUCCGCCUGCCACUUUAUCCAUCAAGUCAGGGGAGCCAGUCAUCAACUGGGAAGGUGCAGUAGUCCUGGAGCUGCAGGUGGAGGAGAGUCUGAUGGGAUGGUCCUGUUGGGUGUACAAGGGGGGGGAAGUAAAAAAAAUAAAACUAAAGCAAACGCUGACCACCGAUCACACAGAGAUUCCCUUUCAAACCUACCGACUGAGAGACACCAUCGCCAUCUACUGGUGUAGUGGCGAGACUGACCUGAGGAGCACCUCCAUCACCAUCAAGACCUCAGAACGGAUGGUACUGAUGGAGAUACUGCCUGGGCCUGCUUUUUUGGGAGAUGAACUGAGUCUGAGGUGUGUUGUGACGGGGACCGACCAAAUUAGCCGCGCUAUAUUCUACAAGAAUGAUCAGCAAAUAAAUGACAGUGCCCUUUCUUUUUACCAUAUCAACAAUGUGACCGAGUCCGACAAGGGGAAAUAUCGCUGUGAAGCCACCUAUAGGUUCAAGGGAAGCACCAGUGGAAAGUCAAACACAGGCGUCUCAGAAAAUCAAGAAUUGAUUGUUGCAGCACUCCCUUUGAAGGCAGAUCUCACUGUGACCACCGACAUGACCUGCUCCUGCUCCAACUGCCCCACUGACACCUCCUAUCGCUGGUACUACAAACAGCACAAUCAGCAGUGGCUACCUAAAGGCUCUGGCGACAGCUACACACAUGCCAUGUCGGCUGGUAGUUAUGCAUGCAGAGCAGUGUGGAAAGUCGGGAGGUCUGCACUAAGCAAUAUCCAUCGUUCUGACGUCGACAUUCAAGAGACAAAUAUGCUAUUGAUCAUCAUCUUUGUGAUGAUCGUCUUGGGGGUUAUACUGGUCAUAGGAGCCAUAAUCUUAUAUCGCAAGAGGACUGGUGAAGAAGCCAUUUACCAAGAUAUGCCCAUGAGUCCAGUGAACUCGAAGGAUGGAGGAGAUGGGGGGUACGAGGAGCUUCGCAAAAAACGUGGUACCGAGAGAGAGGGAGAGUAUGACACCCUGAACACAACUCCAGCAGAAGCAGCAGGAGGAGAGAAAGCAGAAGCAGCAGGAGGAGAGAAAACAGGGGGAGCGUACGAAGCGCUGAAGAAAGCGGGAGGAAAAGAGGAGGUGUACCACACCUUGGGGGAAGUGGGGGUGAAAGGUGAGGAAGUGGGGGUGAAAGGUGAGGAAGUGGGGGUGAAAGGUGAGGAAGUGGGGGUGAAAGGUGGGAAUGGGGGAGAUAGGGCGUAUGAAGCAUUGAAGAAGUCCAAAGAUGGGGGAACUGAGGAUCUGUACCACACCUUGGGGGAAGUGGGGGCGAAAGGUGGGGAUGGGGGAGAUAGGGCGUAUGAAGCAUUGAAGAAGUCCAAAGAUGGGGGAACUGAGGAUCUGUACCACACCUUGGGGGAAGUGGGGGCGAAAGGUGGGGAUGGGAGAGAUGGGGGAGAUGGGGCAUAUGAAGCUUUGAAAAAGUCCAAAGAUGGGGGAACUGAGGAUCUGUUCCAUACUUUGACGGCAGAAGGAGGCAAAGAGUGAGAUAGAGAGUAUAAAGAGGGGUAUACCAAUCUCUGGGAGCAGAAGGGACCUAGAUCUGAGACAAUAGGAAGUGCUGUAAUGACAAGAGGAAAGGUGGGGUGUAGGAUCAGUGGUGUAGCGUAGUAUUGCAGGGCCCCCCGUAAGGUCCAAGUAAGGCAGUUUUUUAGCUAAUGUCAUGCUAUUUAGGCUAUUACGCUGAAAGAAAAGGUUGCUGUUUAAGAGCUAAUUUCCUGCUAUUCUACACAUUUUGCUAUGAGGCUGAGAGGACAUUUAGCAGUUUUAAAGCUAAUUUCCU